Lycium barbarum (goji berry) is the source of this 432-nucleotide messenger RNA. RefSeq lists its product as uncharacterized. Lineage: Eukaryota; Viridiplantae; Streptophyta; Magnoliopsida; Solanales; Solanaceae. The record is from RefSeq and is a predicted model, not a curated record. The coding region runs from base 1 to 432 and encodes 143 amino acids. The transcript has a single exon. Gene Ontology annotation, molecular function: nucleic acid binding.
AUGGUCGACAAAUACGAGAAUUGGCACGAGCAGUUGCCUUAUGCUUUGUUGGGAUAUAGAACGACGACUCGAACUUCCACUAGAGAAACCCCAUACCUUCUUGUUUACAGUAUAGAAACGGUUAUACCCGCAAAAGUGGAAAUCCCUUCACUCAAGAUCAUCCAAGAGGCAGAGAUGAAAGAUGCAAAAUGGAUCAAAAAUCGUUAUGAACAAUUGGCCAUGAUAGAGGAAAAAAGAAUGGUGGCAGUAUGCCACAAACAGCUAUACAGACAAAGGAUGUCUCGAGCUUUCAACAAGCAGGUCAAAACUCGACUCUGCCAGAUCGGACAACUUGUACUCAAGCGAGUCUUCCCUCAGUAUGAGGAAUAUAAAGGAAAAUUCGCGCCAAACUGGCAAGGACCAUACAUGGUCAGGAAAGUACUCUCCAGAUAA